AUGAAGCCAGUCCUGCCAGGUGACAGUAAUCUCAGUCGGCUAUUUUAUCCCGUAACGAAAUCUAAACUGUUUGACAACAUCCCACAUGAAACCACCCAAACUGGAAUUACAUAUUUCGGUGGCUUUAUCCAGGUGACGUACCAUCCAGAUGAAAGAGAUUUGAUCAAGACGUUCCUCUCGAUUUGGCAUUUCGAAGAUGAGACCAGAGACGCGGCGGCAUUUACUUAUCAACCGACUUCAACGACCGCGUCCCAAAGUAGCAUGAGGUCCUAUGCUCAACUCCUUGGGAUAACACCUGACAACAUGGUGGGAAAAUCCUACGUUCUGGCACGAUAUUGGAAGAAUAUGAGCAAGACAACUAUGACCAACGCAGAUUUUUCAAAUCUUACGUCAUCGGCCGUUUCUUCUGAUGCUACUAGCGACAAGAUAACGGAACUGUUCUCAGAAUAUGGUACCCAUUACGUUUCCGGUUAUGAGAUUGGCGACCUAAUUUACCAAGUAUUUGUGUAUGACAAAGAAAUCGGCAGCAAAGACAUUCUUAAAUUCCCCUUUCAAGAUCCUGCAUACAGUUUCGGUCCCAAAAGUUACGCGUUUCGCCAGUUAACCCAGCCAAGAAAGGGCGACAAGGGAUUCAGUCGUGAGGCCGGAAGGAUUUUGUCAGCCAGCGGUGAUGCUGCUUUGAAGAACAUCAUACCAAAGUUGAAGGAUGAUAUCUACAGGGUUGCUGCAAGUAUCUUUAUGUUCCCAGGAAGCCCAUCUGCAGACAAAAUGACAGACACUCUUACCAAAGCAAUUCCUAUACGCGUUUUCUUCAAACCCAUCGUCAAUAAACUCUUGACGACCGAAUCACCAUCGAAGUCAACAUGGAAUGAUGUUUUGUCCGCUACAGUUUUUCAGAAAUUUGGGAAAGCUAGCUUUCCGAACUUCCCUACUACCCAGAGCCUUAAUGUUGAGGGUUUCUAUGGCAGUUUCAAUCCAGAUCUUGUAACAUCUACCGCAACUAACUACGUUACUAUAACCCAGGUGAACUUCAAGUUGGACGAUUUCGUAGUUUCAGAUCCCAAGUUCGUCACACAUUUAUUUAUUUAUGCAGAUGUCUUGGAAAUCAGGGAAACUGCUCAGUUGAGGCUGCCCGGGUCCAGAAAGAUAUUUCUCGUAUGCCGAGAAUUCGUAGCGUCGUCCUCUGGUAACAAGGUUCCAGAAAUAAUUGUUGGCUCCCACGCAAAUUCUGAGCCCGUCAUCAAAAUAAUUGCCAAGCGAUUUCGUGGUAUUUUGAAGCUGACCCAAUCCAAGAAUGGCAAACACUACACAUAUGCAAACGAAUACGUCUGCAAAACUGUAAAAGAUUCGAACUUAAGCGGCCAAUUUACAGUUAAGGAGGAAAAUACAAAGAAACUUCUUUAUCCUGACAAACAAACUGCAGCGGAACUUUACGACACUACCGGAGCAACAAACGAAGCGAGGUGGCUACACCAAAGCUUGGUUAACAGCCUGGAGUUGACUGUGACCAGUGUGCCAAUCAGUUAA
Molecule: messenger RNA, 1527 nt
Organism: Porites lobata
Lineage: Eukaryota; Metazoa; Cnidaria; Anthozoa; Scleractinia; Poritidae
Source: the annotation of a GenBank genome assembly